UUGCUGCGAACGCUUAUCGAAACACCAGAAUACGUGGAGCUGGUAAAGAGUCUGGAGUUCCGCGCAACGGGCUGUUUAAUUCACGAGCAGCCCAGCCAUGUAUAUUUCAGGUAUCCCCCAAGUGACGGGAUCCAGAAGGAUGAGAAAGAUUUAUUCAAGGACAUCAUCGAUAACCAGCGAUUCGAUGACCCAAGGCACUGGAGAAAAGCGCUGACGAAGAAGGAUAACGACCAAUCUGUCUUCCAGAUGCUCCUCUUGGCAUCUUGCACAUCUUUGGAGUCCCUCUCUGUGUCAGUCGAUUUCCUCAUGCGGAGCGAUUGGUUU
This is a messenger RNA of Cucurbitaria berberidis CBS 394.84, 324 nucleotides long. RefSeq lists its product as uncharacterized. The annotation marks the transcript as partial. The transcript has a single exon. The record is from RefSeq and is a predicted model, not a curated record. Lineage: Eukaryota; Fungi; Ascomycota; Dothideomycetes; Pleosporales; Cucurbitariaceae.